AUGACCGGACAGGCUGAUCCUUCCCCCGCUCCUUUCCAGGGCCCUAACCCGGGCGAACCCUCGGCCGCCCCGGUUCCUCAGCAAGCCCAGGAGGGCAAGACCACGCUCUGGAUGGGUGAACUUGAGCCGUGGAUCGACGAGAACUUCAUCCGCAAUCUCUGGUUCCAGAUGGGUGAACAAGUCAAUGUCAAAAUGAUCCGUGACAAGUUCUCUGGGAGGAAUAAUGCCGGCUACUGCUUCGUUGAUUUCUCCUCUCCGGCCGCGGCAGCCAAAGCCCUGAGUCUCAAUGGUACCCCGAUGCCCAACACUACUCGUACCUUCAAAUUGAACUGGGCUACUGGCGGCGGCCUGUCCGACAGAGGCCGUGAGGACCGUGGUCCUGAGUACUCGAUCUUCGUCGGCGAUCUGGGUCCGGAGGUCAACGAAUACGUUCUGGUUUCUCUAUUCCAGAGCCGCUUCCCGUCUUGCAAGUCCGCCAAGAUCAUGACCGACCCGGUCACUGGCAUGUCGCGUGGAUACGGUUUCGUGCGCUUUUCGGAUGAGAACGAUCAGCAGCGGGCUUUGACCGAAAUGCAAGGAGUCUAUUGCGGUAACCGUCCUAUGCGUAUCUCAACCGCGACUCCGAAGAACAAGAACCACGGUGUCGGACACGGUGCGAUGGGUAUGCCCGGCCCAGCGGGCAUGUAUCCUCCCGCCAUGGGCGGUCCCCCAAUGGGCUACUAUGGCGCUCCCCAGCCCAUGAACCAGUUCACCGAUCCCAACAACACUACUGUCUUCGUCGGUGGCCUGUCCGGCUAUGUGACCGAGGAUGAGCUCCGUUCGUUCUUCCAGGGCUUUGGUGAGAUCACCUAUGUCAAGAUCCCGCCUGGCAAGGGUUGCGGCUUCGUUCAGUUCGUGCAGCGCCAUGCUGCUGAGAUGGCUAUCAACCAGAUGCAGGGAUACCCGAUUGGGAACUCGCGCGUUCGUCUGAGCUGGGGUCGCUCGCAGAACAACUCCGGUCCUGCUGGGACCCCAUACCGUCCGGCGCCUCCCCCACCAAUGUAUCCCAACAUGGGAAUGCCUCCGGCACAUCAGUAUGGUGGCUUUGCGCCAAUGAAGUAA
This is a messenger RNA of Rasamsonia emersonii CBS 393.64, 1101 nucleotides long. Its product is annotated as mRNA binding post-transcriptional regulator (Csx1). Gene Ontology annotation, cellular component: cytosol. The record is from RefSeq and is a predicted model, not a curated record. NCBI's taxonomy places the organism in Eukaryota, Fungi, Ascomycota, Eurotiomycetes, Eurotiales, Trichocomaceae. Gene Ontology annotation, biological process: mRNA splice site recognition. The transcript is spliced from 5 exons. Gene Ontology annotation, molecular function: mRNA binding. Bases 1 to 1101 code for a protein of 366 amino acids.